Molecule: messenger RNA, 3158 nt
Organism: Anopheles coustani
Lineage: Eukaryota; Metazoa; Arthropoda; Insecta; Diptera; Culicidae
Gene: EMC1
Product: ER membrane protein complex subunit 1
Exons: 5
Coding region: 141-2930 (929 amino acids)
Biological process (GO): protein folding in endoplasmic reticulum
Cellular component (GO): EMC complex
Molecular function (GO): protein binding
Source: RefSeq, a predicted model, not a curated record
ACCGACACAGCGGAAAGAAUCGUUUUGUAGCCUCGCGUUGGUGAGAUUGCAAAGCAAAAGUAAGAUAUUUUUGACUAAAACGCACCACUUCCGUACACUCGGUACACGGGGCUGCACUUGGGUGAGUGCAAACGUGCGAAAUGAGUCACCCCGCCGGAAGUAUCUGUUCCCGGGGGAUCGUUUUGCUGCUCGCCGCGCUGUCGACCUGUAGCGGGUUAUUUGAGGACCAGAUAGGAAAAUUUGACUGGCGACAGCAGUAUGUAGGAAAGAUAGUCCAUGGUGCCUUUGAUAUCACCUCCGUUGAUCGAAUAAUCGUGACAACAGAGAGCAACGUGCUGGCAGCGAUAAGCGCCAAAACUGGGGAACUCCUUUGGCGCCAGGUGCUGGAAAGUGGCCCCCGCGGCACAGUGAAGCUGCUGCACGUCACCAACCCUUCGUCGACAGGGGCUCGGGUUGGGCGGGGUACAGCUGCGCUCGGCUAUGAUGUAGUCACCGUCACCGGAAGCAAUCCGGCCCUCGUGCGCGGCUGGAACUCCAACACUGGUACUCUCGGAUGGGAAUGGUCUCUGCUGCCUGCACUGCCGGAAGAGGCGGCACUGGCCGCCGUUUGGUUCGAACACGACGGUUUGCUGUACCAUGUUGUACCGGUGUGGGGAUCGCACCUCGAGGUGACACCGUACCAGGCUACGUCCGGCCAGCAGGCACGCUCGACGACGAGUCGCAUCGCUGCCGGCUGGAUUGCGAAGGACCGCUGUUCACUCACUGGGACGUUUUUCGUGUGUGCCAUCAAGGAGCAGCUGCUCGCACUCGAUUUAGCAGGGGAUGCGACCAGCACGGUAUUAUCGAAGCCUCUCGGCUCCGAAGCCAUCGGUAGUCCGAAGCCAGUGCGAGGAGGUGAACCGGCAGUUAUCCAGAAUGGACGCUACUAUUCGCUGCGCACGGAUCAAAAGCUAGCGUUUGGACCACGCGACUCGGCACUGAUCGACCGUACCGUGCAGGAAGGCGAACCCAUCCUUCUUCAGGGAACCGUCGACAGGACGAACAACCGGCUUACGGUCAACGCGCAUCGGUUGCGUGACUUCGUACGAUUCGAUCCGGUCGAGUUCAGCACCGAAUACAGCGAGUCACUGGGCGAUCCGGAACUUGUUGCGAUCCGCUGCAAGCAGCAGCAACAACAAUCCUCCUCCACCGCCAGACCGGGACUCGCUUGCCGAGUGUUGCUGUCCGCGGCGGAUGGUGCCAUCGUUUUGGUACAGCAGGGUAAAAUCAAAUGGGUGCGCGAAGAGGCCCUGGCUGAGGUAGAGACAGCCGACUUUCUCGAUCUAACACUGUCCGAUGCCGAAGGAGCCAUCGAGGAGGAGUUGAAUAACAAAAAUGGGGACGUUUUCGGUGCCUUCCAGCGGCGCAUCUCGUCCCAGGUGGUGCACAUGAAGAACCUGUUCCUGCACAUCCUCGGCAUUGGGCCGGUUCCAUCGACGGCACAAAGUGCCGGCCUGGUGCGGGACGAUUUCGGUCUACAUAAGAUGCUCAUCGUGGUCACCGCAAGCGGCAAGGUAUUCGGCAUCGAUAACGUUUCGGGCAAGCACCACUGGGUACGCUAUCUGCCUUCGUUCACCGGUUUCGGCAAUGGACAGCCAAUGAGGCUGCUGGUGCAGCGAACUUCUCGCUUCUAUCCACUGGCUGCCCAGUGCGUUAUUCUGGGACGAGAGCGGACCGAACCACGGCGCGGUUUGCUGUACAUCUUUAACCCGAUCACUGGCCAGCCGGUGGCGGAUGGUGGCCUUGUGGAGUUGCCGUAUCGUGUUCAGCAGGUCGCUCUACUCCACCAAACCGGGCCGGACUUCUUGAAGGGGCUGCUGCUGCUGGACUACAACGAUCAGGCGCACGUCUUGCCGGAAUCGCUGGCAGUGUAUGCGGACAAUUUCUAUCUGUUCACCACCAACCCGGAGACGGCGCAGAUGCGUGGCUUGCUUGUGAAGCACCGGCCGGGGGCGACUUCCGACGGCAACCAGCUGGAAACCAUACCCACGUGGCAGAUUGAUGUGAGCGGUGCCGGUAAAUCGCAAAAGAUCAUUGCCUGUGAGGGUAAGAACCCGAUCGAGCACGUCCACUCGCAGGGUCGCGUUAUGGCUGACCGGUCUGUGCUGUACAAGUACAUCAAUCCUAAUUUAGUGGCUGUCGCGACUUACGGUCCGGACAAUAUUCACAAAAGCAUAUUAAACGUGCAUCUAGUGGACGUCGUGUCCGGUUCGAUUGUGUUUUCGAUGUCUCACAAACGUAUCCGUCCACCACUGCAUAUGGUGCACUCAGAGAACUGGCUGGUUUAUUCGUACUACAAUGAUAAAGCACGUCGAACGGAGAUGACAUCGAUCGAGUUGUACGAAGGGAAAACACAAACCAAUGGCACCGUCUGGAGCUCACUGGACGCUCCACCUCUCCCGAUGGUCGAACGACAGUCCUACAUACUGCCGAUGGCCGUCGCAUCCCUCAAAGAGACCAUCACCGAGAAGGGCAUCACCAGCAAACAUAUCCUGAUCGGGCUGACGACCGGAGCCGUUGCCGAGAUGACCUGGGCCUUGCUCGAUCCCCGCCGCCCCGUGACGUCCCCGGAGAAGGCACGCGAAGAAGGUAUCCUGCCGUACAUGCCGGAGCUUCCCCUGCCGCACGAGAUCCUCGUCAACUACAAUCAAACGGUGGCAAACAUACGCGGCAUCCACACGGCACCGUCCGGGCUGGAGAGCACUUGUCUGGUGCUGGUACACGGACUCGACCUAUUCGUGACGCGUGUAUCGCCUUCGAAAACGUUUGAUCUGCUGAAGGAAGAUUUCGACUACUUCCUCAUCACCGUCGUGCUGCUCGUGUUGACAACCACAUCCUGUGUAGUAAAGCAGCUAGCCUCGAAGAAAAUCAUCAAGCAGGCGUGGAAGUAGAGCCAUGGCACCAUCCUAUACUACCAAAAAGACAUUUCAAUGCAUUUGCAAUUUAUUUUCUGUUUCAGUUCCACGCGCUUUUUCGUUAUGUUAUGUUCAUUUCUUUAGGGAGUCAGUACUAACUUAACGUCUUGCGUUAGAUUUAUUUUAUUCUAUUUCCAUUUCGGUAGCGUUACGUUCUAGACCAAAUAAAGUCAAGAUGAGAAAACCAUCCAUCACACACCGAAA